AUGAGAGACGUUCCACUAGACAAGUUAGGCGCUACUUUCCCUCUCCAUCUCAAGUCCUCAAGCACAAAGGCUACGACGAUGACACCGCCUAGCCGCUCGCUGCGACGCUAUCGCCAUAUGAACAGGCUGGUUUUCUGUUUCCUAAUGCUCAUUGCCGGCAUUUGCGUAUUCUUCGGCUGCACAACAUCCAAUCUUAUCUCGCCCAAUGUGCUCAAGGUCACCAAGUCCCCAGGCCUUGAUUCCAAUUCUAUAUUCUGGAUGCCUACAAGAAAGCAAGAAGACUGGAAGAUUGUAAAGGCGACAGUGUACUAUGAGUCUGGCGACAAGACACAGAACGCCCGCAUUCUUGCCCUUCACGACUUCCACAACGAGUGCUUCAAAUAUGAAACACACACACUGCGUAUGCCGAUUGUGCGAGGCGCUGUCAACAAAUUCCUUCACCUCCAAUCACUCAUCAUCAAGGAACUUCAGAAGCCGAUUGAGCAGCGUAUGGAGUGGAUACUCUAA
Alternaria burnsii is the source of this 507-nucleotide messenger RNA. RefSeq lists its product as uncharacterized. The transcript has a single exon. Bases 1 to 507 code for a protein of 168 amino acids. The record is from RefSeq and is a predicted model, not a curated record. NCBI's taxonomy places the organism in Eukaryota, Fungi, Ascomycota, Dothideomycetes, Pleosporales, Pleosporaceae.